AGCUUAAAAAGAUCAGCAAUGAAUCAUGAAUUUAAUACAAGUUUACCUUGUGUAUUAUGCACAUGUGUUGUGAACAUGGAAUCUCAAGGUGGUACAGUUGGUGAAGGAAAUUUUGUUUGCAAAACUUGUUAUGAUAGUAUUGAAGUUAUGGCAAAUGCAGAAAACAUUGUUUCCGAAGUUUUGAAAAAGAUUACAAAAAAAGACUUUAAUGAAAUUGCUGCAUCUUCAACAUUGAAAAUGAUUUUUUCUGGAAAAGUAUAGUUUUAAUAGUUUUUAAUCUUAAUUUAUUAAAACAGAUAAUAACUUGUUUAAAUAAUGUUAAAAGUGUAAGGUUAUAUUAAAUUUUUAUGGUGUACUAUCACUAUAUGGUAUCAAGAUAAAAAGAUUUAAAUUUCUUGCAAAAUUAGUUUCACCACAUAAUGAAAUUCACCACAAAGUUUUGGUAUGAUAGGAAAAGCUUAUAAUUUGGUGAUUGGUUGCCAGUUUUAAUUAAAUGUUCAAUAUACUUGUGCACUUAAUUGACUUUUUUAUUUUUUAGUUGCAUAGUUAUAGGCACAAUAUAUACAAAGAAGGAGGCUCCCAAAAAAAAAAUAUGAUAAAUUUUGAAAAUAGAUCAAAUUUGGUUGAGCUGUUGUCCGAGGAUCAAUCCAACUUUUUAUAUAUGGCAUUAGGAUCAAAUUUUCGUGAAACCAAGUACAAUGAUUACAUCUAUAAGGUUAUUGUUCCUGAAUGUAUUGUAAGUCUUUUUGCUAAAUUUAUGCAAUGGUCCAGAAUUCAGACUGAAGUUUUUUUGGAAAAGUUUUUUUCUGCAAGGAAUAAACCUUUGGAAAUUAAACCAGCUUCCAAGGUGUCAAAUGAAAGCAUGAAAAGUGAAAUAAUGAGAGCUCUUGAAAACGAUGAUUUCCUGGCUGCAUCAACAGUCAUUUCAAAACUGAAAGCUUCUGCCAUAAAUAAAGGCUCAAAAGAGGUUAAAACUCGCAGAAAAGUUAAAUGUCCUCAAUGUUAUAAGCAAGUGGCACAUCUAGACAGACAUUUAAUGUCUAAAAAACAUGUCUGGGAUCGGAUAAAAGCAAAAAACGCUAGAGUAGAUUUUGAUCUCAACUUACCAAGAAAAGUGCUCUCACCUUCUAAAAGACAAUCAAAGAUCCGUCAAUACAAAAAACAAAUAUGUGGUUUUUCUAACUGCCUGAAAGAAGUUAAAAGAUUAAACAAUCAUCUAAGACAGUUUCAUGGUUUGAAAACAAAAGAAGAAGUUCAAAGAGCAACUAUGCUUGCAAGACCUGUUCUUGAAAUUAGUGAUAAAGAGUCAAAUGACGAGUCAAGUUCUGAUGAUUCUUCAUUUACAGACGAUGAAGUAUUAUUAGAAAAUAAUUUCACUAAAGCCAUUCAUAGCGACAGCAAUUUCUUGGCUUCGGACAGUGAGGAUGAUGAUUGGCUUGGUAUUCAAUAUCUUCAAAAGAGAUUAGAAAAGUGUUCUGAAGAUCAUAUUGGCCAUGAUCUUAGAAGUAAAAGAGAUAUGUCACCAACUAAAGAAGAUUCUGAAAGUUCAUCUGUGGACUUUGAAGAUGGUGAGCAGAUUUUUUACAUGGCUUCAUCUGAAGAAGAACAAUUUUUAGAUGAUUUUGUAAUUUGGCUGCAAAGUCCAGAUGGUGGGAUCAAACCUGAGCGUACAGCUAAAAAACAUAAAAAUGUAAUUAUGGGUGUUGUGCGACAUGCUGCAGAUGAUGACAUUAAUUACAAGCAUCUUUCUUGCACUUCUUUUUUAAACUCAUGGAUGUUGAAAAUGCAAAGUGAACAGAAACAACCUGGAACAAUUAAAACUUAUUUAGGUUCGAUACAAAUAUUUUUAGAUUUUUGUAUUUUGAGACAAAGAAAUGAUAUCAUUACUAAUGAUGAGUAUGUGAAACUAAAAGUUUUAAUUAAACAAUGGAUGCGUACCUUAUGGAAAGGCAUUCAAGAAAGGCAGUAUGAGAAAGAUUUAGAAGAUUUUCACAACUUUCCAUCUGAGCAAGAAAUCAUUCAAUUUGAUGCUUCAGAUUAUGUUAAAAAUGCAAAGAAAAUUUUAAAAAGCUGCAAUAACAGUAACUUUGUUUUAAAUAAGUCUAAUUAUUGUUUAGCCAGAUCAUAUUUAUUAACCUACAUACUAUUCAAUAAUGCAUCAAGGCCUGGUGCAAUUGCAAAUAUGACAAUUGGUGAAUUUAGAAGAGCUCUUCAUAAUGCUAGCGGCUAUACAAUUAGUGUUAAGAAACACAAAACAAGCUACAAAGGACCUGCUAACAUAGCAAUGACUGUAGAACUGUACAAUGAAGUUGCAGUUUACAUACAGUUUCUUAGGAAUAAGCUUGAAGGUAUAUCUCAUCCAACUGAUAAGGAACCUGUAUUCCUAAGUUUCAGUGGUUUAGCUAUGGAUUCAUCAAUGAUAUCCUCGCAGUUUACCCUAUUUUGGAACCGUGCUUUGGGCAAAAAGAAUUCAGAUUCUUCUGCAAUGAAUCCAACCCUUGUGAGGAAAUACACUACAACUAAAGUCCAUAGUAAAUUUCCUCAUUUAAAGCAAAAAACAGCACAACACUUGUGCCACAGCUUGAAAGUUGCUGAAUCAAAUUAUGCAUUGUAUGACACACGAAAUUCUGCAUCAAGCACAUGUACUGCAUUAACUUCUGUACAAAGAUCAACUGAUGGAGUUUUUAAAAAUGUUGCUGAUAAAGUAGACACCACUAUGGACUUGUUUAAUGAUGAGAUAAACAAAGGUUUGAUUACUAUUGCCGAUGUAAGAAAAAAGAUUUCAGGUACAGACAGUGAUUUGAAGAAAGUCUUGGAUAAAGUAAGACAUACAAUCCGUAAAAGAAAUAUAACUGCAGGAUCCACACCAAAUGUUGAAAAGGUUCAAUUCUCAAUAGAGCCUAGAAUUAAAGCAAUCGAAGAAAAAGAUGAUUUUGCAGGGAAAAAAAAGAAGAAAGAUGAACCUAUAAGAAAGUUAUAUAAUUUUCGAGAUAAAAAAGAAAGCAAAAUAAAUGUAAAUGAUGAAUUUUUCGAAAGCACAGAUGAUGUUAAAACUGAUGAUUUUUCUUACUUAGAUUAUAUUGCACCAUCUCCAGAAGUCGCGUUCAAAAGAACAAGAAAAGAAUUUGCUGAAGAUGAUAAUCGGCUUAUAUACAAAUAUCUAUCAUCAAUUAUAUUUUCAAAUGAACCUAUUGUUAAAAGUCAGUUUACUUCAUUAUUAAAAAGUCAACCAGAAUUAGUUCAGCUUGUGAAGCGGUUUGGGGUUCAAUCAUUGAUUGUAAAGAUGAGAACUGAAAGACAAAAGAAUUUCAAAACAUUAUAAAAUAUUAUUAGUAUUAAAGUAUAAUAAAAUAUUUUCUGUUUGCCUUUAUAUUAUGGUUGUUAAAUAUUGAAGUUUACUUUUAAAUUUUAAAUAUAAUACUACAAUAAACUUGAAGCAUUAUUUUAUACUAUUUUAUUAAGUUUUUCUGUGUGUUUAGUAGAAGAGGUUAUUUUAUGAAUAAAGUAGAAAAUAUUUUUGAUAUGUUUUGAUAUGUUGCUUAAGUUACUGUAACCAAAGUUACAGUAUAUGUAAAUUAAACUUAAAGUAAGUUUAACUUACAUAUAAUUUACAUUUAAGUUAAACUAACAUAUAUAU
This is a messenger RNA of Hydra vulgaris (swiftwater hydra), 3637 nucleotides long. NCBI's taxonomy places the organism in Eukaryota, Metazoa, Cnidaria, Hydrozoa, Anthoathecata, Hydridae. The record is from RefSeq and is a predicted model, not a curated record.